AUGUCUCUUGUGCCGAUGUCAACGCAUCCUUCCUUCUAUCCCAGAGCCGACCCUCUGGGCAUCCCUGCCAUCCGUCCAAUGGUUGAUUUUUCUGGUCGUGGAGUGGGCAAUGCCAUGACCCCGCUGCCCCCCUUGGAUUUGCCGACACCUGUCAUGGGAAUGCACAAGAAUGAAACCCCCCGUUUUGUUCCAUCGGGGGGGCUCCCGGAGAAUGCCCCCGCUGUCUGGAGGAGCAGCGCCCCGGCUCUGAUGCAGCCCCCUGUGUGGGGGGGCAACGCCCCCGCUCUCAUGCAGCCCGCUCUCAUGCAGCCCCCUGUGUGGGGGGGCAACGCCCCCGCUCUCAUGCAGCCCGCUCUCAUGCAGCCCCUGGGCCUCCCGGAGAAUGCCCCCGCUCUGAUUCAGCCCGCCCGUGGGGCUCCCAGGCAAUGCCCCCGCUGUCUGGAGGAGCAACGCCCCCGCUCGCUCUCAUGCAGCCCCUGGGGCUCCCGGAGAAUGCCCCCGCUCUGA
Messenger RNA from Guillardia theta CCMP2712, 507 nucleotides. RefSeq lists its product as hypothetical. Lineage: Eukaryota; Cryptophyceae; Pyrenomonadales; Geminigeraceae. The coding region runs from base 1 to 507 and encodes 168 amino acids. The record is from RefSeq and is a predicted model, not a curated record. The transcript has a single exon.